CGUCAUCUAGAUGCGACACAGGACCCAUUUAACUCACAUGUACGCCCACUGAGUGCGUGCCUGAGUUCAAGCAGUUUGGACGCACAGUUACAGACUUUGUUGUAUUUGUCUGAUAUAAUCACUCUGUUUCUUCAACAUGAGCUCCCAGAUCACCUGUGUCGGGUGGGUGAGGCGAGGCGUUGCCAAGGAAACGCCGGACAAAGUUGAGUUGAGCCAAGAGGAGCUUCAGCGCAUCAUUACUGAAGCAAAGGAGGAGCUGGGGGAACUAGCAGCUGAGGAGGAAGAAGAGGAUGAUGAAGGUAUGGCUCCAGAGCAGAAUCCUGGUAAUGCUACAGCUGAUGUUGCUGAAGUUCCAAAUGAUGAGAAUGAAGGAGGAAAGGACGAAGAUGACGAUCUGGCGGAGUACGGCCUGGAUAAAUAUGACGAAGAAGAUACAGUGACGGCUAAUCUUGGUGACAGUCUGGCUGGGCUCACUGUGUUCAGCUGUAAUGAGGAGGAUCCUUACAUCACCAUCAAAGAUACAGACCAAUAUGAGCGAGAAGACUUCCAAAUCAAGCCUGGUGACAAUCUCAUCCUGGCUGGCAGGGCAGAGAAGGAUUGCUGCAACUUGGAGAUCUAUGUUUAUAACUCAGAGGAGGACUCUCUGUAUGUUCAUCAUGAUAUUCUGCUGCCAGCUUACCCACUGUGUGUGGAGUGGCUAAACUUUGACCCAAGCCCCGGAGAAGGAUCAGUCAACUACGCCGCUGUGGGCAACAUGACGCCUCAGAUAGACGUGUGGGACCUGGAUAUAGUGGACUGUUUAGAGCCAGCCUUUUCCCUGGGGAACAAAAAGGCCUCAAAGAAGAAAAAGAAGGGCAAGAAGGGGGCAGCAGCAGAGCCUGUCGAGGGGCACACAGACGCAGUGCUGGAUUUAUCCUGGAACAAACUGGCCAGGAACGUGUUGGCCAGUGGAUCAGCAGAUGACACUGUUAUCUUGUGGGAUCUGUCUCAAGGCAAACCAGCCACAACUCUGCGAAAACACACUGACAAGGUGUUCAGACUGAUAUCAUUCCACCCAUUUGAGGCACAGACUCUGAUAUCUGGAUCAUACGAUAAGACAGCCAUCCUGUACGACUGCCGCAGUCCAGACAGCAACUAUCGAACCUGGAGGUUUAGCGGCCAAGUGGAGCGUCUGGUCUGGAACCACUUUUCACCCUGCAACUUCCUGGCCAGCACAGAAGACGGCUUUGUGUACUGUCUGGACGCACGGUCUGAUAAACCUGUUUUCACUCUGAGGGCACACGAUGAAGAAGUGUCAGGUUUGGCCCUAAGCAGCCAGGUUAAAGGAUGCCUGGUCACCUCCUCAGCCGACAAACACGUUAAAGUUUGGGACAUUUUGGGUAACAAACCCAACCUGGUUCACUCGCGGGAUAUGAAAAUGGGAGUGCUGUUCUGUGCCUCAUGUUGUCCUGAUCAGCCCUUCGUCUACGCCUUUGGGGGACAGAAAGAUGGCUUGAGGGUUUGGGAUAUAAGUGACAUUGCAGCAGUGGCCGAGGUGUUUGGUAGUCGAGAGCGUUUAGUGGUGAACACAGGAUCACAGGCAUCCAGCAGUGCAGCCACAGCAGAGAUGGACGUCUCUUAGUGACCCUUCGAAUGCAGCAACAGCCUGUAAACAUGAAUAAACUGAACUUCCCAGGAAAGACGUCAAGCUGCUCCGCUUGUUGCUGCGUUCUUCGCAGUGCAGCACUUUGUUUCACAGGAAAGGAUUGGAUCAAAUGAAGCCGCACGAAUGAAAGACUCAGCCAGAGUGAAAACUGGGGCUAAAACUAAAACUGACUAAGACUUCCACGUUUGUUCAGUUUCUCAUGAAAAAUAACAACAGAUAACACUCAAUGAUGUGUUAAGAAAAGACAACAAAAUGCUUCUCAUAUUCAUAUAAGUGAAUAUUUUUGGGAAUUCGUUUUUGAUUUUGGAAGAUUCAUAGACUUGAAUCGCUGUUUUUGAAUUGUUGUUUAUUGGAUAUCCUCCUCAGUUUGCCUUUCUUUGUACAAAUAAUCUCUGACAUUUCCAACAUCUGGUAAUAAUGAGUAAUAAAAUUAGAUAUAUAAUAGAAACCAGUGUACAAAAAUCUGUGCACAAACACAGACUUUUCAAAAUGAUGUGUAUUCAAUAAAUAAAUACAUUUAUUACCAAUGUGUAAACCUUUA
Molecule: messenger RNA, 2186 nt
Organism: Lates calcarifer (barramundi perch)
Lineage: Eukaryota; Metazoa; Chordata; Actinopteri; Centropomidae
Gene: pwp1
Product: PWP1 homolog, endonuclein
Exons: 15
Coding region: 137-1621 (494 amino acids)
Biological process (GO): rRNA processing
Cellular component (GO): nucleus
Molecular function (GO): protein binding
Source: RefSeq, a predicted model, not a curated record